Tetrahymena thermophila SB210 is the source of this 1443-nucleotide messenger RNA. RefSeq names its product platelet-activating factor acetylhydrolase Ib subunit alpha, putative. Gene Ontology annotation, molecular function: protein binding. The transcript has a single exon. The record is from RefSeq and is a predicted model, not a curated record. Lineage: Eukaryota; Ciliophora; Oligohymenophorea; Hymenostomatida; Tetrahymenidae.
AUGGUUUUAACUUCUAAGCAAAAAGACGACUUGAAUCGUGCCAUAGCGGAAUAUUUAUAAAAGCAUGGAUUUGCUAAUACUUUACGUCAAUUUGAAGAGGAAUCUAAUAUUAAUUUCAAAGAAACCUAAGACAACAGCAAGCAAGGGAAGGCAAGCACUGCCAAUACUGAUAUUUUAGAGAAGAAAUGGGUAAGUAUAACUCGUUUAUAAAAGAAAGUUAUGGAAUUAGAAAGCGAAAACCAACGUUUGCAAGAAGAGAAUAAUAUCCUCAAGCGUAAGCGUCCUGGCGUAAUGCUUUCGAAUGGAAAUGAUUCAAGUAACAACGGUUAAAUUGUAGGAGGAAAUGGGGGAAAUGAAUCCCAUGAUUAAGAUUAAAGUUUUAUUCCAAAAGAACCAGCAAAAUUUGUCAUGCAAGGCCAUCGUUCUUAAGUCACUUAAGUUGCUUUUCACCCAACCUAUAGUAUAGUUGCAACUUGCUCUGAAGAUGGUUCUAUUCGUUUAUGGGAUUUCGAAUCUGGUUAAUUAGAGCGUGCCCUUAAAGGCCAUAUGGGAACAGUAAAUUCAGUAGCAUUUGAUAGCUAAGGCAAGUACAUGGCUUCUUCUUCCACUGAUCUUUCAAUUCGUAUUUGGGAUUUAAGUCAAUAUACUUGUAUUAGAACUCUUUAUGGUCACGAACAUAAUGUAUCAGAUGUUAAAUUUUUACCAAAUGGAGAUUUUUUAAUUAGUGCUUCUCGUGAUAAAACUCUCAAGCUUUGGGAAGUAGUUACUGGAUUUUGUAAGCGUACAUAUGAAGGUCAUGAAGAAUGGGUAAAGUGUCUAAGAGUUCACGAAUCAGGAACUUAAUUCGCAUCAGGCUCCUAAGAUUAAACUGUUAUGGUAUGGAAUUUAGAUGCCAAUUAACCUUAAUAAGUACUAAGAGGCCAUGAACAUGUUGUAGAAUGUGUAGUAUAUGCAAAUGUUCCAAUUUCAUAUGUGAAGGAUAAGUUAGGAAAAACAGAAGAAAGUACAACCAAAGAGGAAGAAGAAUAAAAGUCAUAAGCAAGUGAUAGUAAUAGCAAUACCCCUUCUGCUAAAAACUCUUUAACUUAAAAUAAUACUAAAUUGUAAUAAUCUACUAAAACAAUACAAAUUUUAAUUUCAGGCUCUAGAGAUAAAAAUAUCAUCAUAUGGAAUCCAUAAAACGCCCAAUAAUUAUUUACACUAAAGGGUCAUGAUAACUGGGUGCGUUCUCUUGCUGUUCAUAACAACAAUAGAUAUUUGUAUUCAUGUUCUGAUGAUAAAUCUUUACGUGUAUGGGAUCUUGAAAAAAUGAGAUAAGCACGUAAAAUACAUGAUGCCCAUAACCAUUUUAUUAGCUCUGUUGCUUUCAAUCCAAGCUAUCUCAUCCUUGCUACAGGAUCAGUUGAUACAACUGUAAAAAUAUGGGAUCUAAAGGAUUAUUGA